CUUUUUCUCUUUUCCUCAUCCAUCCGUUUUAUCUUUUUUGUUUCGAUCCUCAACCGAUGCUGAUGAUACUAAUCACAGUAAUACACACUCUCGUCUCUCAUUCCUUCGCAUUCAUCUCUCUCUCUCUCUCUCUCCCUGCUCUUCUUGUUUUCCAUUGAGCAUGAGCAUAUUCUGUUCGAUGAAAUGUUUGAUAGCUUGGUUAGCUAAGUAGCGAGAAGGAAGAGGCACCGCCGCGAGAUUACCGCAUGGCUCUCGAGAUAGGGUCCUUGCCGCCGCCAUUCCGGCUUCCGCCCUUCACCUGCGACCUCCACCCCGACGAGACCGUCACGGGCUUCUGCGCUUCGUGCCUCCGGGAGCGCCUUGCCGGUCUCGACGCCGCCCCCGGCCGCCGCUCCACCUCCUCCGUCUCCGCCCUGAAGUCCGUCUUCUCCAGGGUCUCCGCCUCCAGCCAUCCCUCCUUCCUCCGCCCCGAGCUCCGCCGCUGCAAAUCCGUCUCCUUCACGCGCCGCGCCGUCGCCUCUGCCUUCGGCUUCGAGUCCCAGCGCAGUUCCUGCGACGUCCGCGGCCGGUACACGCUCUGGUCCCUCUUCCGUCAGGACGACUUGGGUAGGGGCUAUCAGCCUUUCGCUCCCUCCGCCUCCACUGCCGCGGCGCCUGCGACGAUGGAGGGCGGGGGAAUCGAACUCGAGUGCCGGAGCCUCAGGUUCGUCCCUUCUUCCUCCGCCACGGUGCCUUCCCUCGGAACCCGAGCUGAUGAGGACGACGGGGAUGAGAUUAGGGCGGCGGAUCCGGUGCUUCAAGUGGGAGUGUCGUCGGACGUGGAUGGGGCAGAUGCGGUGGAGGAGACAGAGGUGAAGCCGAUGAAGGACCACAUCGAUGAGGACGUCCAGGCGAAGAAGCUGCCUUCCAAAGACCUCAAGGAGAUCGCCGGCAGCUUCUGGUUCGCGGCCUCUGUCUUCAGCAAGAAGCUUCACAAGUGGCGGCGAAAGCACAAGGACAAGAAGCGAGGCGAAGCUGCUGCGGCCGUGAUGUCCGCUGAGAAGCCGCCCAAAUUCUCGCGACGGCUACGCGACACUCAGUCGGAGGUGGCUGUGGAUGCGUUCGGUCGGAGAUCCUGCGACACGGACCCGAGGUUCUCCCUCGACGCCGCCCGAAUGUCCUUCGACGACCCGAGGUUCUCGUUGGACGAGCCGAGAGCCUCAUGGGAUGGCUACUCGAUCGGAGGCCAAGCGGCGUUCUCCCGGCUCCCCGCAAUGCUGUCCGUCGUCGAGGAUGCCCCUGCUGCUGCCGUCCUCCGGUCGGAUGGCCUCAUCCCCGUCGAGAAGGAUGCUGUCACCCCAGGUGGGUCUGCACAAACUCGGGACUACUACUUGGACUGUUCAUCCACUCGUCGCUGGCGAAGCCUUGACCGGUCCAACUCCAACAGUAUACGCGAGCAUCAGCUCAAUGAACUGAAGCCGGUCUCAUAUGCUAAAGUCUCCCCUGCUGGUGGCACGUUCUUCCCCUUCCACCAUGCCAAUUUACUUGACAGGGAUUUGAGAGAUUUGAGUUCAAAAUCUCUAAGUAACGAGUAUGUUGGGAGCUUAGAUGCAUCUUUCAGAGACCUCCGCGAGGGGGCUGCGACAAAGAAGCCCGGGAAAUGGAGCAAAGCAUGGAACAUUUGGGGGUUCAUCCAGCGAAGAAGCAACAGCAGAGCGGGCGCCAAUGUGGUUGAGAGAUCCUUAUCUGAGUCCUGGCCAGGAUUACAGUCUCAUCAGGGUUACAAUGGGAGGAUUUUAUGGAGAAACAGCACUGUCAGCUCAAGGAGUUCUUUCGGUGUUCAUGGUGGCUAUGGCGGUAUAAGGCAUAGCAGCCUAGAUAUCAAUGGUCAGAGUAAGAGGAGGAAGGAUUAUGUGCUGGAGAGGAAUCGAAGUGCUAGGUAUUCUCCGAGCUAUGGUGAUAAUGGUAUGCUGCGGUUUUACUUAACACCAAUGCGGAACAGCCGGAGGAAUGGAAGUUCAAGGAAAGGAAGGCAUAUCAAUUCCCAAUAUUUCGUGAGGAACAUGCUAGGCUUGUAUUAAGCCAGUGACUUGCUUCUACAAGGGGAGAACAUGCACCUUAAUAGUCUGAGUAUGCUUAGGCCUUUCAGGUUGUAUUGGUGUACCAUGACUAAACACAUAAAGAUCAUGCAACCCAACAUAUAUUAUGGUUGGUCACAGCUUCUGUUCAGUUAUUCAUGUAUCGUCAUCAGUAGCAACUGUGUUCCGGUUCCAAAUGUUGGACAGAGCUACAAAAACAAGAUCUCAGUCAUUUGAAUGCCUCUUAGUGCUGACUAAUAAAAUGGAUUGCAUUUGAAGUAUCUUGAGGUCUCAAAGUAAUGGAACAUCAGACCUAAUGUGUCGGCUUUUGUGGUACAGGAUUUUUCUUUACCAGUACUUAUCAAAAUGAAUAACCUUCUGUUAUCAGUGUCGAAACUCUUCCUUAUUUUUCGGCUUAGAGAUGAGACUUCGAACUGUAACUUUAUUAUUGCAGACGGUACUGAGAUGCAUUCACUAAUCAUGGACAUACCUUUGUUACCGCAGAUGAUGUCAUCUAAAAGAGAGUAUCUGUUGGCAUUGGCAGGAACAACUUGGAUUUCCAUUGUUGCUCCUUUCAGCCAACUUGGCAGCUUGGCGACUAUAAUUGGACAUGAAGCUAUUAUUGAACAUGAUUAAGUGGCAGCCUUGGUGACUAAGAUUGACAUGAUGCUAUUUUUGAACAUGAUUAAAGACAAUGGUGAAUGAUGAAGUGUGGUACAUAAAAUGCAGUGUAGGAGAUCCCAGUGUUUAGAUGAUCCAGAUUGGUGCAGAAGCUGACGAUGUCUCCUCGAGUCCGGAGGGAGGGAUUUUUUUUCUCUUUUUUAGCAAGCAAGCACUGAUUUUUGAGUUAUCGAUCCUGGAAUGCAAUCAAGAGAAUCAGAUUUGAUUGCUUGGGAGUUAAAAGAUGCAAUUUACGAUGCCACAUCUCUUUGGUGUCCGAAUCUGUUCUGUUUGGCUGUAUGAAAGGGCGCACUACAAAAUGGAAGCUGGUAGAUUUUCUUGUGGAUUAUAAACCAUAGUUGUUGUAUUGGCUACAUCA
Molecule: messenger RNA, 3096 nt
Organism: Musa acuminata subsp. malaccensis (wild Malaysian banana)
Lineage: Eukaryota; Viridiplantae; Streptophyta; Magnoliopsida; Zingiberales; Musaceae
Product: protein OCTOPUS-like
Source: RefSeq, a predicted model, not a curated record